AGCAAGCAAAAUCUCCGCGAUGUGUCCAAGCGAUAACUGGCAUCAUUUCUACGACUGUUUGCCCUCCGAGUCAGGCCCAUACACCUUCGGCAUGAGGUUGCGUGGGCUUCGCGUUGCUUGCGACAGAAGUGAGGAGGACACGGUGCCUUCCAGUCGCGAGUACGCGGCACAGUGCUAUGCACAUUGUGUCAGGUGCACGAGCUGCGACGGAGGGGAACCUGGUCGGACCGACGUGGGACUAGGGCUGGCGGAUCUGUAACCCGACGUUGUAGAUGUCUUUGUACAGAACCUCGGAGCACAGAAUUUACAGGACUUGCUGCAAUUGUCGUAGUUGGUGGCCUUUGGAUGGCAGGCUACAUUAAUGAUUGGUACGGCCAAAGAAUCACCGAGUGAUGGCACAUUCGAGCGACGUAGGUAUCUUGCAAUCCGCUGCUCUCCCGCUCCGCCUCGCUUUGGAAAUGUCAUGCUUUCGGCACUUUCCCCUCCCGAUUGUCGAAUCUGUGCAGCGCUUUGUGAACAUAGUCGUUGAAAUGGUCGGUGUCGCAAGAGCUCCUGGUAUUGACGCCACGGGCAGCAUUGAAGUCGUGCUCGCUCUCUUGCCGCUAAACAUGAUGAUCAACGGUCUGUCAGCGCUGCCAACGUCGUCAGCGCUAUCAACGUUGCGCAAUGGCCAGCUCCAUCUCAGGCAAAGCCGUCCAGAUCCACGACAGCCAUGGUGGUAUCGGUGCCAUCGUGUAGGAAUCUGACUCAAGACAUCAUGCGCGGCUUGUACGGCCGUUUCCCAAUGCAGCUCCCGUUUGCCUGCCCGAUAUCUGAUUGCGAAGGUCAGGCCCUACACCUCAUGAUCCUGCUGCUCGAGCAUCUCACUC
Molecule: messenger RNA, 869 nt
Organism: Baudoinia panamericana UAMH 10762
Lineage: Eukaryota; Fungi; Ascomycota; Dothideomycetes; Mycosphaerellales; Teratosphaeriaceae
Exons: 1
Coding region: 393-746 (117 amino acids)
Source: RefSeq, a predicted model, not a curated record